Molecule: messenger RNA, 39431 nt
Organism: Solanum verrucosum
Lineage: Eukaryota; Viridiplantae; Streptophyta; Magnoliopsida; Solanales; Solanaceae
Exons: 4
Source: RefSeq, a predicted model, not a curated record
CGAGGAAGAACGGAGCGAAAGGCGAGACGGGGGGGAAGGGCAGAAGCCCGGGAACCAGCGAGGCGGGGAACGCAAGGGGCGCCCGAAGCCAGGAGGCCGAGGGCACGGCGGCCGGGGCGGCACGCAGCGCGGCGCCCCCCGCAAGCCGCAAGGCGCAGCGCGGGGCGGAAGCGGGCCGCCCGGGCGCCCCGAGCGCGGCGGGCCGAAAGGCGAGGCCACGGCGACGGACGGCGCGGCAAGGGGGGGGGAAACGCAACGCGCGCGGGGGGCGCGGCGACAGCCCGGCGGGCGGCCGGACGCCCAGACCCGGAGGGCGCCGGCGCGCGCCGACCGCGACCCCAGGGCAGGCGGGAGGACCCGCGAGGGGAAGCAGAGCAAGAAGCGGAGGAAAAGAAACGGACAAGGAGGCCCGGAGGAACGGCGAGCGAACCGGGAACAGCCCAGCCGGAGAAGCGGGCGGCGCCGGCGGCCGAAGGGGAGGCGGGAGAAGCGGCCGCAGCGGCGGACCGGGCCCAAGGCCCCGGGAAGGGGGGCGCCAGAGAGGGGAGAGCCCCGGGGGGCCCGGACCCGGCGCACCACGAGGCGCGGGCGACGAGGCGGGGGGGGGAAGGCAGCCCAAAGCGGGCGGGGAAGGCCGGCCAAGGCGAAAGACGGGCGAGAGACCGAGAGCGAACAAGGACCGCGAGGGAAAGAGGAAAAGGACGGGAAAAGAGAGGCAAAGAGGGCGGGAAAGGGGCGGGAGGGAAGCGGAGGGGGCCGGCGAGGCGCCCCGGGCGGAGGGGGAACGGGGACGAGCCGGGCCGCCGAGCGACGCGGGCGGGGACCAGCGGGGAGGGGGGGCGGCCAAAGCCCGGGCCGAACGCCCGCGGAACGCCGGCGCCGGGAGGGAACGCCGCGCGCGCGGGCGAGGCCGGGGAGCGCGGGCGCAGCGCGCGCCGCGGGCGGAGCGAGAGCCCGGGCGGGGGCCGCCCCCCCAAGCCACGCGGGGCCACGCCCCGAGGCGAGCGGCGGACCGGCGCGGCACCGGGCCACAGCCGACCGGGGCGCAGCGCCGGCCCCCAGCCGCGGCCCGCCCGACAAGGGCAAGCACGCGGGGACGCGCGGGCAAAGGCCGGGGCAGCGGGCCCGCGCGGGACGGGGCGCGAGCGGGCGCCGCCCGGAGGGAGCCGGGACGGAAGGCACCGCCCGAGGGGGCGGCAGGCCCAAACAACCCGACGCGUAGACAGCGCCGCGGGGGCGACAGGGGCCGGGCACAACGGGGCGCGCACCCGCGCGGGCGCCCCCGGCCAGGGGACGGGGGCCCGGGCCGCCGCGGAGGACGCGGCGCCAGACGGACAAGGCGGACGACGGAGCCGCCCGAGGCGAGGCGGGGCGGGCCCGGGCGCGCGCCGGGACGAAGGGAAGCCGGGGAAGGGGCGGGCCGCCGGCGGAGGGAGAGGCGGAAACGCAGCGGGAAGCCCGCCGGACCGGGGGGCGCGGGCGGAGCGCGCAGGCGCAAGCAGGGCGGGGAGGCCGGACGCACGACGGGCGGGAGCCGCGACAACAAGAGAGAGGGGAGGGGCAACCACCACGGGCCGCGACGGCCGGCGACGGGGACGCGCAGGAGGCCAGCCGCGCGCGCGGGGCGCACGGGGAGGCCAGCGCCGCCCCGCGCGGAGCCGGCGGCGGGCGGGGGGCGACGCGAGGCGGGACGCCCAGGCAGACGGGCCCGCGGCCGAAGGGCGGCGGGCGCAACGGGCGGGCAAAGACGCGAGGGGGCACGGGAGGCGGCAAGGCACACCAAGGAGCGCAGGCGCGACGGGCGGCAGCGAGGCGAGAGCCGAGAGAGCCGGGGCCGAGAGGCGGGGGGGAAAGAGCAGCGCGCGGCCCCCCGCACGAGCCGCGAACGGGGCGCGAGGGAGGGCGGCCGAGGAGGAGGCCGGGGCGCGGGCCGCGCCGGGGGCGGGGCCCCCAAAACGAGCGCGCAAGCGCGCAGGCGGGGACGGGAGGGAGGCGCACGACGAGCGCGCGGCGCCCCCAAGGGGGGAAAACGGGGCGCGGGGCGGGCGGCGGGGCAGGGGCGACAAGGAGCCGCCGCAGGGCACCGACGGAAACCGGGGGACGACGGCGCCGGCCGCGAAAGGAGAAGGGGCAAGGGACGGCGCGCGACGCGCGGGCAGCGAACCGCCCACGGCGCCGCGAGCCGAACAGGGCACCGGAGCAGGCAAGCGGGAGGAGCGACGGGCGGGGGGACAAAGGGCAGGGACGGAGGCAACGCGAGCGGAGGACGCGCGCGACGAGGAAGCCGCGGGGAAGACCAACAAGGGCAAGGAGCGAGCCCCAGCACGAGGAAAGGGCAAAGAGACCCGGGCCGGCGGCCAAGGCGAGAAGCGCGGGAAGACAGCAGGGAGCGCGCGGGCGGCCCAGAACAGCGAAGGGCAGCACAGACCGGGAGGGCCGCAAACGCCGCGGCCGAAAAGGCCGGAGGCCCGCGAAGAAGCGGGCCGCGAAGGGAGACCGCCGCAGAGCGAGGAGCAGGCGGAGGGCGCGGGCGGAACGGAAGGAACCAGACAAAGCGCGCCACCAACGAAGAACGGCCAGGCACCACCACCCAGAGAAGCAAGAAAGAGCGCGCAGGCGGGCAAGCCGGACGAGGGCGGGACCGGGGAAGGGGCCCCGGGGGAGGCAAAGGAAGCCGCAGGCGCCACGCCGGGGGGGCCCGGCCGGCAAGGCCGGAAGGGCAGCCGGGCGACCAGACGCCCCCCGGAACCCAAAAACGGGAGGCGCAGAAGGGCCGGCGGAGGCCGAAAAGCAACAGCCGCCGAGCCCGGGGCGGCAGCGGGAGGGGGAGACGAGGACGGGAGCGGAGCGGCGGCGAGCCCCCAACGGCGGGCGGGAGAAGGAAAACAGCCGGGGCAAAGGCGGCGCAGGGGGGCGGCGGCAGAAAGCCAAGAAGGCACCGCGGACGAGGAAAGACGAAGGCCCCCGACGGGCCCGGGAAGCAGACGCCGAGCCCGAAGGCCAACGAAGAGGACCGAAAGCCGAGAAGGGAGCCCAGGCGAAGGGAGACAGAGCGGAGGCGGGCGGGGAGCACGCGAAGGGCGGCAAAGGAACAGCGCCGGAGGCACGACCCGGCCAAGGAAGGCCAGGAGCGCAGCGCCGACAGAAGGGACGAGACGACCGGGGCACACCGAGGGCGGACCGGCCGGCCCAGCCCAAAGGCCAACGACGAGCGGGGAACGGCAACAACGGAAAGAGACGCGAGGGGAGCGGGAAGGACCGCGGCGGCGGGCACCAGACGGGCCCGCCAAGGGAGCCGCGGGAAGGGAGGAGAGGGGACGCAGGCCAAGGACCAGACGCAGAGAGCCCGGGAGGGAGGAGGGCACGACCGCCCCGGGGCAGGAGGGGGGAAGGGGCGCGCCGGCGGCCGGCCGGGGAGGGGGAGCCGGGGCGCAGGCGCCCGCGCCGGAAGCGAACCCGAAGGCGCCGGCACCCGGCACCACCAGGGGAGGCCACGAGCCGACCAGCGAAAGGGGAGAGGGCAGAAAGGGGAAGGAGGCGGCGCCGGCACGAGGGCCGGGCGAGCCGGCGAGGAGCAGGAAGCAGCGCAGCAACGGGCAGAGCCCGCGGCGACCGGGAGCGAAGAAAGGCAGCCCGGCCAGAAGGCGGGGGGGGGGCACGGAGGAGCGCGAGAAGACGACGGGGAGCCGAGGAGGAGAGACCAGCAAACAAACGAGAACGGAGGGAAGGAGCCAGGCGCAGGGGCACAGGCGGAAGGGGGCAGACGGACACAGGCAGGGCGGAAGCGGGGAGACAAGCAGAGGACGACGGGCAGGAGCAACCAGGGAGCAGGCCGCAACGACGCCGCGCGCCGCAGGAGCCCGCCGCGCCCGGACGGGCACGGAGGGGGCAAGGCGGGCGCGGCCGGCAGGCGCAAGGAGCAGGCGGGGGGGCAGAGAGGAGCCGGGGAAGGCCCCAGGCCCACGGCGGCGACCGAAGCCGAGAAGGCCAGCCGCCGCGCGCGGACCACGCCAGCGCACGACGAAGCGAGGAAGGCGGGGGACGCAAGAGCGGCGGGGGGGGCACCCCGCACAGGGAAGGCGAGGGGCGAAAGGCGACCGAGGGCACGGGAGGAAGGCCGAGGCAGGAGGGAGGCAGCACAGGAGACCAACGGCCGACAAGCCGAGAGGGCGCGGGAGCCGCGACCGACAGGGCAGGCGGGGGAGGACGGCGCGGCGCGAAGCAGGGAGCCAACCGAACCACACAAGCCGAGGACCACGCAGGCGCCGGACGGGAAGAGCGGCGGCGAGGCACGCCCAACACCCACCCCGACGCCCGACAGGAGAGGGCGGGCGCCGACGCCGAGGCCGGCGGGGCAAGGCCAAGCGAGAGCGGCCAGCCGGACGGGCCGGGCGGGCCGCGGGCGGGCAGCGCCGCCGACGACGGAGCACGGACGAGCCGCGCAGGCCAGCAAACGGGCCACGCGCCCGAAAACAAGCACGGCCGGGCCACACCAAACGCGGCGAGCCCGGGCGAGAAAAAGGCCCGCGGCGGCACAGGGGCGCCCCACGAGCGGGCGGCGGCAGGGGGGGAGGCGGGCGGCGACAGGGGGGGAAGCGCCCGACGACGGAGCACGGACAAGCCAGGCAGGCCAGCAAACGCCCACGCAACACGCCCACGAAGCCCACGCAACACGCCCACGAAGCCCACAGAACGCCCAGGACAGCCGCCGGCCGGCGCCGCAGGCGGCCGCCAACACCGCGACCCCCCGGAGAGAGGCGGAAAAAAAAAAAACCCAGGGGACAGGAGGAGACAAGAGGGGCCAGAGAAGCAGAAGGAAAAGGGACAACCCAAAGAGGCACGGGCGAAGGACAAACACACAGGAGCGGCCACAAAGGACGGGAGAGAGAGAAAAAAAGAGGGGGCAACAAGGGGGGAAGGGGAGGGGGGCGGAAAGGGCCGAAAGAGGAGGAAGAAAGGAAGAACGAAGAGGAAAAAGAGCAAAAAAAGAGAAAAGGAACACCAAAAAGGCACAAAGAAAGAGAGGAACCGGAGAGCGAAAAAGGGAGGAAAGGGGCAGGGGAAAAGGGACGGAAAAAAGAAGAAACCGGAAAAAGAAGGAAGGGGGGACGAACGAACCGCGGGAGGCGGAAACGGGGAGAAGAGAGGAGGGAAAAGAGAGGAAGAGAGGGGAGGCAGGAAGGGGGGGCACGCGCGGGGGAGGGGGGAAGGCAGGGACAGCCGCAAGGGGGCGACCAAGGGGCGCAAGCCACGGCCGAGGCGGGCAGGCCACGGCCGACGGCGGCGGACCGGGGGGGCAGGCCAAGGGCGAGGCGGGCAGGCCACGGCCGACGGCGGCGGACCGGGGGGGCAGGCCAAGGGCGAGGCGGCCAGGCCACGGCCGACGGCGGCGGACCGGGGGGGCAGGCCAAGGGCGAGGCGGCCAGGCCACGGCCGACGGCGGCGGACCGGGGGGGCAGGCCAAGGGCGAGGCGGCCAGGCCACGGCCGACGGGGGCGGACCGGGGGGGCAGGCCAAGGGCGAGGCGGGCAGGCCACGACCGACGGGGGCGGACCGGGGGGGCAGGCCAAGGGCGGGGCGGCCAGGCCACGGCCGACGGCGACGGAGCGAGGGGGCAGGCCACGCCCGACGGCGACGGAGCGAGGGGGGCAGGCCACGGCCGACAGGGCGGAGCGAGGGGGCAAGACAAGGGCGAGGGGGGCAGGCCACGGCCGACGGCGACGGAGCGAGGGGGGCAAGACAAGGGCGAGGGGGGCAGGCCACGGCCGACGGCGGCGGAGCGAGGGGGGCAAGACAAGGGCGAGGGGGGCAGACCACGCGGGACGGCGACGGAGCGAGGGGGCAAGACAAGGGCGAGGCGGGCAGGCCACGCCCGAGGCGAGCAGGCCACGGCCGAAGGCGGCGGACCGGGGGGGCAAGCCAAGGGCAAGGCGGCCAGGCCACGCCCGACGGCGGCGGAGCGGGGGGGCAAGCCAAGGGCGAGGCGGGCAGGCCACGCCAGAGGCGGGCAGGCCACGGCCGACGGCGGCGGACCGGGGGGGGCAAGCCAAGGGCAAGGCGGGCAAGCCACGCCCGACGGCGGCGGAGCAGGGGGCACAGGCCACGGGGAGGCGGGCAACCCGGGGCGGAGGGGGCCCGGCGGGGGCCGACGACGCGGGCCCGAGGCGCACGGGCCACGGCCGAGGCGGGCAGGCCGGGGCGGAGGCCGCCGGACGGGGGCCGACGGCGCGGGCCCGAGGCCCACCGACCACGGCCGAGGCGCGCAGGCCGGGGCGGAGGCGGCCGGGCCCCGGACGGGGAACGCCCCGGCGGCCGACAGAGACCCACAGGCCCCGGGGCAGCGGACGGGGCGGGAGAAGCGCACCCGACAGCCCAAAAAACCGCGGAGAGCGACAGCGGGAGGGGCCCGGAACGGAGCAGGAGGCAGGAGAAAGGAACGCGACGGCACGAAAAACCGCACAAGGGAGCAGCGGGAGGGAACAACGGGGGAGCAGCAGAGAACAGAGAGGGCACAGAGAGGGCAACACGGGGCGGCAAACGAGGAAAGGGCACGCAACAGGGAGGAGCGGCACGGAGGGGCAACACGGGGGGAAGGGGCCGGCCAAGGAGGCAAGCAAGACAGAAACCGCCCGGGGGGAAAGGGAGAAAGGAGGGAGGGGAGGGGGGGAGGGGGAAAGGGGGGGGACGAAGCGGAGCGACAAAGGGCGGAAGCGCAGGGGAGCGGGGCAGCAAGGCCACGCGGCCACGGACAAGACCCCGGCGCGGAGGGAAGGCGGCGGCAAAGGAGGCGACCCGCCGCGCGAGGGAAAGGGGACGGCAAGGCGGGCACCGCGACGCGGCCGGCGCGGCGACGGAGCCAACGACACGGGCCCGGGGGGCCAAAGGCCCCGACGGCGGGGCGGCAAGCGGACGGCGGGCGCAGGCGGCGCGGCGAGCCCGGAGGCGGACGGAGAGGCGGGCAGGCAGAAGCCAGCACACGGGAGCGGCGCGCCACGGGCGGGGCAACCAAGCGCGAGGACCAAGGGGGGAAGCAACGGGGCCGCGCGGACGAGGGGGAAGGACGAGGGCGACACGGGCAGCAGGAGGGGAAAACGAACCGGGCGCACGACGGGCGAAACCCAGCGCACGGGCCCGAGGGGGGGGGAACAAGCCAACACGGGGGGAAGGCGGCGGCACAAGGAGAGGAAGAGCCGACAGCGAAGGAGCAAAAAGCAACGGCGCGAGGAACGCGGGGCGGCCACAAGCCAGGGAGCCCGGGGGAACGGGGCGGACACCGCGAGCGGCGAAGGCCGAAGGGCGAAAGGAGCGGGAGGCCACGCGGGCACGGGGCGGAGGCGGACGGGAAAGCAGAAGCAAACGAGCGGGGACCCGGCGGGGCCACACGAGAGGGCGGGCGCGGGGAGCGCAGCGGAGGACACCGGCGGGAGCGGGGAACAGAGGGGCCGCCCCAGCCAAACGCCCCACCGGACAAGGGCGGCCGCCCGGAGCGGCCCGCGAAGCGAGCCGGGGGGCCAAAAAGAGGGGCAGGGCCCCGCGGCCGAGGCACGGAAGAAGGAAAAGAACGGGAAAAGGAGGGGGAGGGCACGGGCGCCGGGCGGCGCCCACGGAGACGACACCGCGCAAGGCAGGGCACAAAGGCGGACGAGAGGCAAGCGCAACAGGGGCGGCGGGCCCCGCGGAGGCGGCCAAGCCCGGGCCCGGGGCGGGGGGGCGCGGGAGAGGAGACAGGGACAGGGGGAAGCGCGGGAAGCCAGGCAGGCGCGGCACGAAGGAGAGGACGAGGCAGGGGGCGACCGGAAGAGAGGCAGAGGGACGCCCGCCGGGGACCCGCGCGGGGGGAAGGGCGGCACGGGACAGGCAGAGCACGGGGCAGAAAGCACAGGGCGGAAACAGCCGGGGGGACCAGCGCAAGGCGGGGGGAAGGAAACAGGCGGAGGCCCCGGGCCGGACCAGGGCGGAGGGGGCGGGGCGACGCCCGGGGAAGGCCCCCGAAGGAACCGGGCCCAGGCCGGCCCCCGGCCGGCACGCGGCGACCCGCGCGCGCCGCGGGAGCAGCGCGAGCAGGCCACCGACAGCCGACGGGGGCGGGACGGGGACCCCCGGGCCCAGCCCGCAGAGCCAAGCCGGGGCCCGAAGGGACGGAGCCAGGGGGCCGACGGCCCGGCCGACAGGGGCCAGCGACCAGAGGCGGGCACCGGGGAGACCGGAGGCGGGAGGAGGACGACCGGGCGGGGACGGCAGGCGGGCCGCCGGAGGGCAAGGGCCGCCGGGAGCGCACCGGACACCACGCGACGGGCGGGGCGCGGCCAGCCGCGGGACCCGACCGCCGGCGGAGCCGAGCCAGGGGGGCAGGCGGGGAAACAGAAAAGAGAACGCGGCCCGAGGCGCCCGCCGACGGCGCCGGACGGCCGAACGGGGCCGGCAACCGCCACGGCCCGGGGCAGGAAGGGGAACCCGAGGCCCGGGCGGAGGACGCGCGAAACGCGCGAGCGGGCGGGGGCCCCCGACCCGGAGGAGCGACGAACCCAGGGGCAAGGGCCGGGCACAGGGAACCGGGCCCCGCGGCGGCCGGCAAAGGGCGCAGGGGAAGAGGGGCGACGACCACCAAGAGCGGCACCGACGGCCGCGCCGCCCAGGCGCACGCCCAAGGGGGGCAGCGACCGCCGCGCCCGCCGACGCAGCGGGGCCGGGCACGGGCCCCGACGGCCGGGGGGAGGGCGCGCGCGGAAGCGCCAGCCAGGGCGGGGCGAGGGGAGGCGGCAGGGGAGGGGGACACACGCCGGAGCGGAGGGCGACGGCCAGGACCACCGGCCGGCGGGCGGAAGCGACCAACACCCGGGGGGAGCGAGGGGAGCGCGCAGGGGGCACCGGAACCCGGCGGCCGGGGCAGCCCGCAGCGCCAGGGCGGCGGACCAAAAAGGGCCCACGGGGAGCGCGGGAGGCCGGGGCGCGGCGCAACAAAGCAGCCGCGCCGGCCGACCGAGGGAAAGGGGGAGAAGAGGGCGAGGGCGGGGCGCCCCCGAGGCCGCGAAGCAGGGGCGGACCCGAGAGAACGCGCACGCGAGCGCCAGCGAGCCGGAGGGAAACGGCGGAGGGAACCAGCGACGAGACGGGGCGAGGAGGCGGGCGCCCCGAGACCCAAGGCAGACGAACGAGGGCACGGCAGGAGCGCGGCGGGCCGCCACCAGAGGGGCCGCGGGCGGCGCCCCGCGCAGGCAGAGGGCACCAGCGGGCGGGGCCCGACAGGGAGGCGCACACGCGAACCCGGCGCAGAAGAGCAAGGGCGGGCGGCGGGGCACCCCGCAGGGGGAGCCCACCAAGCAGCGGCCGGACGCCGGACGGGGGACGCGCCCGGGGACGCGCACACAGGGCAGACGCCGGGGGCCGGGGGGCAAGACGGGGCGAAGGGGAGCCCACAGGCCAGCGGCCGGAGCGCGCAGAGGCCGAAGCACGCCAGAGGCGCGCGCGGCCGACCACAAGCAAGGAGACGGCGGGCCGCGGGCGGAGCGAGAGCCCGGGCGGGGGCCGCCCCCCCAAGCCACGCGGGGCCACGCCCCGAGGCGAGCGGCGGACCGGCGCGGCACCGGGCCACAGCCGACCGGGGCGCAGCGCCGGCCCCCAGCCGCGGCCCGCCCGACAAGGGCAAGCACGCGGGACGCGCGGGGCAAAGGCCGGGGCAGCGGGCCCGCGCGGGACGGGGCGCGAGCGGGCGCGCGCCCGAGGAGCCGGGGACGGAAGGCACCGCCCGAGGGGGGCGGCAGGCCCAAACAACCCGACGCGGAGACAGCGCCGCGGGGGGCGACAGGGGCCGGGCACAACGGGGCGCGCACCCGCGCGGGCGCCCCCGGCCAGGGACGGGGGCCCGGGCCGCCGCGGAGGACGCGGCGCCAGACGACAAGGCGGACGACGGAGCCGCCCGAGGCGAAGGCGGGGCGGGGCCCGGGGCGCGCGCCGGGACGAAGGGAAGCCGGGGAAGGGCGGGCCGCCGCGGAGGAGAGGCGGAAACGCAGCGGGGAAGCCCGCCGGACCGGGGGGCGCGGGCGGAGCGCGCAGGCGCAAGCAGGGGCGGGGAGGCCGGACGCACGACGGGCGGGAGCCGCGACAACAAGAGAGAGGGGAGGGGCAACCACCACGGGCCGCGACGGCCGGCGACGGGGACGCGCAGGGAGGCCAGCCGCGCGCGCGGGGCGCACGGGAGGCCAGCGGCCGCCCCGCGCGGAGCCGGGCGGCGGGCGGGGGCGACGCGAGGCGGGACGCCCAGGCAGACGGGCCCGCGGCCGAAGGGCGGCGGGCGCAACGGGCGGGCAAAGACGCGAGGGGGCACGGGAGGCGGCAAGGCACACCAAGGAGCGCAGGGCGCGACGGGCGGCAGCGAGGCGAGAGCCGAGAGAGCCGGGGCCGAGAGGCGGGGGGGGAAAGAGCAGCGCGCGGCCCCCCGCACGAGCCGCGAACGGGGCGCGAGGGGAGGGCGGCCGAGGGAGGAGGCCGGGGCGCGGGCCGCGCCGGGGGGCGGGGGCCCCCAAAACGAGCGCGCAAGCGCGCAGGGCGGGGACGGGAGGGAGGCGCACGACGAGCGCGCGGCGCCCCCAAGGGGGGAAAACGGGGCGCGGGGCGGGCGGCGGGGCAGGGGGCGACAAGGAGCCGGCCGCAGGGGCACCGACGGAAACCGGGGACGACGGCGCCGGCCGCGAAAGGAGAAGGGGCAAGGGACGGCGCGCGACGGCGCGGGCAGCGAACCGCCCACGGCGCCGCGAGCCGAACAGGCACCGGAGCAGGCAAGCGGGAGGAGCGACGGGCGGGGGGACAAAGGGCAGGGACGGAGGCAACGCGAGCGGAGGACGCGCGCGGACGAGGAAGGCCGCGGGGAAGACCAACAAGGGCAAGGAGCGAGCCCCAGCACGAGGAAAGGGCAAAGAGGACCCGGGCCGGGCGGCCAAGGCGAGAAGCGCGGGGAAGACAGCAGGGGAGCGCGCGGGCGGCCCAGAACAGCGAAGGGCAGCACAGACCGGGAGGCCGCAAACGGCCGCGGCCGAAAAGGCCGGAGGCCCGCGAAGAAGCGGGCCGCGAAGGGAGACCGCCGCAGAGCGAGGGAGCAGGCGGAGGGCGCGGGCGGGAACGGAAGGAACCAGACAAAGCGCGCCACCAACGAAGAACGGCCAGGCACCACCACCCAGAGAAGCAAGAAAGAGCGCGCAGGCGGGCAAGCCGGACGAGGGCGGGACCGGGGAAGGGGCCCCGGGGGAGGCAAAGGAAGCCGCAGGCGCCACGCCGGGGGGGCCCGGCCGGCAAGGCCGGGAAGGGGCAGCCGGGCGACCAGACGCCCCCCGGAACCCAAAAACGGGGAGGCGCAGAAGGGCCGGCGGAGGCCGAAAAGCAACAGCCGCCGAGCCCGGGGCGGCAGCGGGAGGGGGGAGACGAGGACGGGAGCGGAGCGGCGGCGAGCCCCCAACGGGCGGGCGGGAGGAAGGAAAACAGCCGGGGCAAAGGCGGCGCAGGGGGCGGCGGGCAGAAAGCCAAGAAGGGCACCGCGGACGAGGAAAGACGAAGGCCCCCGACGGGCCCGGGGAAGCAGGACGCCGAGCCCGAAGGCCAACGGAAGAGGACCGAAAGCCGAGAAGGGAGCCCAGGCGAAGGGAGACAGAGCGGAGGCGGGCGGGGAGCACGCGAAGGCGGCAAAGGAACAGCGCCGGAGGCACGACCCGGCCAAGGAAGGCCAGGAGCGCAGCGCCGACAGAAGGGACGAGACGACCGGGGCACACCGAGGGCGGACCGGCCGGCCCAGCCCAAAGGCCAACGACGAGCGGGGAACGGCAACAACGGAAAGAGACGCGAGGGAGCGGGAAGGACCGCGGCGGCGGGCACCAGACGGGCCCGCCAAGGGAGCCGCGGGAAGGGAGGAGAGGGACGCAGGCCAAGGACCAGACGCAGAGAGCCCGGAGGGGAGGAGGGCACGACCGCCCCGGGGCAGGAGGGGAAGGGCGCGCCGGCGGCCGGCCGGGGAGGGGGAGCCGGGCGCAGGCGCCCGCGCCGGAAGCGAACCCGAAGGCGCCGGCACCCGCACCACCAGGGGAGGCCACGAGCCGACCAGCGAAAGGGGAGAGGGCAGAAAGGGAAGGAGGCGGCGCCGGCACGAGGGCCGGGCGAGCCGGCGAGGAGCAGGAAGCAGCGCAGCAACGGGCAGAGCCCGCGGCGACCGGGAGCGAAGAAAGGCAGCCCGGCCAGAAGGCGGGGGGGGGCACGGAGGAGCGCGAGAAGACGACGGGAGCCGAGGAGGAGAGACCAGCAAACAAACGAGAACGGAGGAAGGAGCCAGGCGCAGGGCACAGGCGGAAGGGGCAGACGGACACAGGCAGGGCGAAGCGGGAGACAAGCAGAGGACGACGGGCAGGAGCAACCAGGAGCAGGCCGCAACGACGCCGCGCGCCGCAGGAGCCCGCCGCGCCCGACGGGCACGGAGGGGCAAGGCGGGCGCGGCCGGCAGGCGCAAGGAGCAGGCGGGGGGCAGAGAGGAGCCGGGGAAGGCCCCAGGCCCACGGCGGCGACCGAAGCCGAGAAGGCCAGCCGCCGCGCGCGGACCACGCCAGCGCACGACGAAGCGAGGAAGGCGGGGGACGCAAGAGCGGCGGGGGGCACCCCGCACAGGGAAGGCGAGGGCGAAAGGCGACCGAGGCACGGGAGAAGCCGAGCAGAGGGAGGCAGCACAGGAGACCAACGGCCGACAAGCCGAGAGGCGCGGGAGCCGCGACCGACAGGGCAGGCGGGGAGGACGGCGCGGCGCGAAGCAGGGAGCCAACCGAACCACACAAGCCGAGGACCACGCAGGCGCCGGACGGAAGAGCGGCGGCGAGGCACGCCCAACACCCACCCCGACGCCCGACAGGAGAGGGCGGGCGCCGACGCCGAGGCCGGCGGGCAAGGCCAAGGCGAGCCCCGCCGGGGCGCGCCGCCCAAGGGGGGAGAAGGAAGCACGGAAAGGGGGGAGGCAGACGAAAGGCGGCACGAGCACCCCCCACGCCCGGCCAGCGAGAGCGCCAGCCGGACGGGCCGGGCGGGCCGCGGGCGGGCAGCGCCGCCGACGACGGAGCACGGACGAGCCGCGCAGGCCAGCAAACGGGCCACGCGCCCGAAAACAAGCACGGCCGGCCACACCAAACGCGGCGAGCCCGGGCGAGAAAAAGCCCGCGGCGGCACAGGGCGCCCCACGAGCGGCGGCGGCAGGGGGGAGGCGGGCGGCGACAGGGGGGAAGCGCCCGACGACGGAGCACGGACAAGCCAGGCAGCCAGCAAACGCCCACGCAACACGCCCACGAAGCCCACGCAACACGCCCACGAAGCCCACAGAACGCCCAGGACAGCCGCCGGCCGGCGCCGCAGGCGGCCGCCAACACCGCACCCCCCGAGAGAGGCGGAAAAAAAAAAAAACCCAGGGACAGGAGGAGACAAGAGGGGCCAGAGAAGCAGAAGGAAAAGGGACAACCCAAAGAGGCACGGGCGAAGGGACAAACACACAGGAGCGGCCACAAAGGACGGGAGAGAGAGAAAAAAAGAGGGGCAACAAGGGGGGAAGGGGAGGGGGGCGGAAAGGCCGAAAGAGGAGGAAGAAAGAAGAACGAAGAGGAAAAAGAGCAAAAAAAGAGAAAAGGAACACCAAAAAGGCACAAAAAAAGAGGAACCGGAGAGCGAAAAAGGAGAAAGGGCAGGGGAAAAGGGACGGAAAAAAGAAGAAACCGGAAAAAGAAGGAAGGGGGGGACGAACGAACCGCGGGAGGCGGAAACGGGGAGAAGAGAGAGGGAAAAGAGGAAAGAGGGGAGGCAGGAAGGGGGGGCACGCGCGGGGAGGGGGAAGGCAGGACAGCCGCAAGGGGCGACCAAGGGGCGCAAGCCACGGCCGAGGCGGGCAGGCCACGGCCGACGGCGGCGGACCGGGGGGGCAGGCCAAGGCGAGGCGGGCAGGCCACGGCCGACGGCGGCGGACCGGGGGGGGCAGGCCAAGGGCGAGGCGGCCAGGCCACGGCCGACGGCGGCGGACCGGGGGGGCAGGCCAAGGGCGAGGCGGCCAGGCCACGGCCGACGGCGGCGGACCGGGGGGGCAGGCCAAGGGCGAGGCGGCCAGGCCACGGCCGACGGGGGCGGACCGGGGGGCAGGCCAAGGGCGAGGCGGGCAGGCCACGACCGACGGGGGCGGACCGGGGGGGCAGGCCAAGGGCGGGGCGGCCAGGCCACGGCCGACGGCGACGGAGCGAGGGGGCAGGCCACGCCCGACGGCGACGGAGCGAGGGGGCAGGCCACGGCCGACAGGGGCGGAGCGAGGGGGCAAGACAAGGGCGAGGGGGGCAGGCCACGGCCGACGGCGACGGAGCGAUGGGGGCAAGACAAGGGCGAGGGGGGCAGGCCACGGCCGACGGCGGCGGAGCGAGGGGGCAAGACAAGGGCGAGGGGGGCAGACCACGCGGGACGGCGACGGAGCGAGGGGGCAAGACAAGGGCGAGGCGGCAGGCCACGCCCGAGGCGAGCAGGCCACGGCCGAAGGCGGCGGACCGGGGGGGCAAGCCAAGGGCAAGGCGGCCAGGCCACGCCCGACGGCGGCGGAGCGGGGGGGCAAGCCAAGGGCGAGGCGGGCAGGCCACGCCAGAGGCGGGCAGGCCACGGCCGACGGCGGCGGACCGGGGGGGCAAGCCAAGGGCAAGGCGGGCAAGCCACGCCCGACGGCGGCGGAGCAGGGGGCACAGGCCACGGGGGAGGCGGGCAACCCGGGGCGGAGGGGCCCGGCGGGGGCCGACGACGCGGGCCCGAGGCGCACGGGCCACGGCCGAGGCGGGCAGGCCGGGCGGAGGCCGCCGGACGGGGGCCGACGGCGCGGGCCCGAGGCCCACCGACCACGGCCGAGCGCGCAGGCCGGGCGGAGGCGGCCGGGCCCCGGACGGGGAACGCCCCGGCGGCCGACAGAGACCCACAGGCCCCGGGGCAGCGGACGGGGCGGGAGAAGCGCACCCGACAGCCCAAAAAACCGCGGAGAGCGACAGCGGAGGGGGCCCGGAACGAGCAGGAGGCAGGAGAAAGGAACGCGACGGCACGAAAAACCGCACAAGGGAGCAGCGGGAGGGAACAACGGGGGGAGCAGCAGAAACAGAGAGGGCACAGAGAGGGCAACACGGGGCGGCAAACGAGGAAAGGCACGCAACAGGGAGGAGCGGCACGAGGGGCAACACGGGGGGAAGGGGGCCGCCAAGGAGGCAAGCAAGACAGAAACCGCCCGGGGGAAAGGGAGAAAGGAGGGGAGGGAGGGGGGGGAGGGGAAAGGGGGGGACGAAGCGGAGCGACAAAGGGCGGAAGCGCAGGGGAGCGGGGCAGCAAGGCCACGCGGCCACGACAAGACCCCGGCGCGGAGGAAGGCGGCGGCAAAGGAGGCGACCCGCCGCGCGAGGGAAAGGGGACGGCAAGCGGGCACCGCGACGCGGCCGGCGCGGCGACGGAGCCAACGACACGGGCCCGGGGGGGCCAAAGGCCCCGACGGCGGGGCGGCAAGCGGACGGCGGGCGCAGGCGGCGCGGCGAGCCCGGAGGCGGACGGAGAGGCGGGCAGGCAGAACCAGCACACGGGAGCGGCGCGCCACGGCGGGGCAACCAAGCGCGAGGACCAAUGGGGGAAGCAACGGGGCCGCGCGGACGAGGGGGAAGACGAGGGCGACACGGGCAGCAGGAGGGGAAAACGAACCGGGCGCACGACGGGCGAAACCCAGCGCACGGCCCGAGGGGGGGGAACAAGCCAACACGGGGGGAAGGCGGCGGCACAAGGAGAGGAAGAGCCGACAGCGAAGGAGCAAAAAGCAACGGCGCGAGGAACGCGGGGCGGCCACAAGCCAGGGAGCCCGGGGGGAACGGGGCGGACACCGCGAGCGGCGAAGGCCGAAGGGCGAAAGGAGCGGGAGGCCACGCGGGCACGGGGCGGAGGCGGACGGGAAAGCAGAAGCAAACGAGCGGGGACCCGGCGGGGCCACACGAGAGGGCGGGCGCGGGGAGCGCAGCGGAGGACACCGGCGGGAGCGGGGAACAGAGGGGCCGCCCCAGCCAAACGCCCCACCGGACAAGGGCGGCCGCCCGGAGCGGCCCGCGAAGCGAGCCGGGGGGCCAAAAAGAGGGGCAGGGCCCCGCGGCCGAGGCACGGAAGAAGGAAAAGAACGGGAAAAGGAGGGGGAGGGCACGGGCGCCGGGCGGCGCCCACGGAGACGACACCGCGCAAGGCAGGGCACAAAGGCGGACGAGAGGCAAGCGCAACAGGGGCUGCGGGCCCCGCGGAGGCGGCCAAGCCCGGGCCCGGGGCGGGGGGGGCGCGGGAGAGGAGACAGGGACAGGGGGAAGCGCGGGAAGCCAGGCAGGCGCGGCACGAAGGAGAGGACGAGGCAGGGGGCGACCGGAAGAGAGGCAGAGGGACGCCCGCCGGGGACCCGCGCGGGGGGGAAGGGCGGCACGGGGACAGGCAGAGCACGGGCAGAAAGCACAGGGCGGAAACAGCCGGGGGGACCAGCGCAAGGCGGGGGGAAGGAAACAGGCGGAGGCCCCGGGCCGGACCAGGGCGGAGGGGGCGGGCGACGCCCGGGAAGGCCCCCGAAGGAACCGGCCCAGGCCGGCCCCCGGCCGGCACGCGGCGACCCGCGCGCGCCGCGGAGCAGCGCGAGCAGGCCACCGACAGCCGACGGGGGCGGGACGGGGACCCCCGGGCCCAGCCCGCAGAGCCAAGCCGGGGCCCGAAGGACGGAGCCAGGGGCCGACGGCCCGGGCCGACAGGGGGCCAGCGACCAGAGGCGGGGCACCGGGGAGACCGGAGGCGGGAGGAGGACGACCGGGCGGGGACGGCAGGCGGGCCGCCGGAGGGCAAGGGCCGCCGGGAGCGCACCGGACACCACGCGACGGGCGGGGCGCGGCCAGCCGCGGGACCCGACCGCCGGCGGAGCCGAGGCCAGGGGGGGCAGCGGGGAAACAGAAAAGAGAACGCGGCCCGAGGCGCCCGCCGACGGCGCCGGACGGCCGAACGGGGCCGGCAACCGCCACGGCCCGGGGCAGGAAGGGGAACCCGAGGCCCGGCGGAGGACGCGCGAAACGCGCGAGCGGGCGGGGGCCCCCGACCCGGAGGAGCGACGAACCCAGGGGCAAGGGCCGGCACAGGGAACCGGGCCCCGCGGCGGCCGGCAAAGGCGCAGGGAAGAGGGCGACGACCACCAAGAGCGGCACCGACGGCCGCGCCGCCCAGGCGCACGCCCAAGGGGGCAGCGACCGCCGCGCCCGCCGACGCAGCGGGGCCGGGCACGGGCCCCGACGGCCGGGGGGAGGGCGCGCGCGGAAGCGCCAGCCAGGGGCGGGGCGAGGGAGGCGGCAGGGGAGGGGACACACGCCGGAGCGGAGGCGACGGCCAGGACCACCGGCCGGCGGGCGGAAGCGACCAACACCCGGGGGGAGCGAGGGGAGCGCGCAGGGGGCACCGGAACCCGGCGCCGGGGCAGCCCGCAGCGCCAGGGCGGCGGACCAAAAAGGGCCCACGGGGAGCGCGGGAGGCCGGGGCGCGGCGCAACAAAGCAGCCGCGCCGGCCGACCGAGGGAAAGGGGGAGAAGAGGGCGAGGGCGGGGCGCCCCCGAGGCCGCGAAGCAGGGGCGGGACCCGAGAGAACGCGCACGCGAGCGCCAGCGAGCCGGAGGGAAACGGCGGAGGGAACCAGCGACGAGACGGGGCGAGGAGGCGGGCGCCCCGAGACCCAAGGCAGACGAACGAGGGGCACGGCAGGAGCGCGGCGGGCCGCCACCAGAGGGCCGCGGGCGGCGCCCCGCGCAGGCAGAGGGCACCAGCGGGCGGGGCCCGACAGGGAGGCGCACACGCGAACCCGGCGCAGAAGAGCAAGGGCGGGCGGCGGGGCACCCCGCAGGGGGAGCCCACCAAGCAGCGGCCGGACGCCGGACGGGGGGACGCGCCCGGGGACGCGCACACAGGGCAGACGCCGGGGGCCGGGGGGCAAGACGGGGCGAAGGGGGAGCCCACAGGCCAGCGGCCGGAGCGCGCAGAGGCCGAAGCACGCCAGAGGCGCGCGCGGCCGACCACAAGCAAGGAGACGGCGGGCCGCGGGCGGAGCGAGAGCCCGGGCGGGGGCCGCCCCCCCAAGCCACGCGGGGCCACGCCCCGAGGCGAGCGGCGGACCGGCGCGGCACCGGGCCACAGCCGACCGGGGCGCAGCGCCGGCCCCCAGCCGCGGCCCGCCCGACAAGGGCAAGCACGCGGGGACGCGCGGGGCAAAGGCCGGGGCAGCGGGCCCGCGCGGGUACGGGGCGCGAGCGGGCGCGCGCCCGGAGGAGCCGGGGACGGAAGCACCGCCCGAGGGGGGCGGCAGGCCCAAACAACCCGACGCGGAGACAGCGCCGCGGGGGGCGACAGGGGCCGGGCACAACGGGCGCGCACCCGCGCGGGCGCCCCCGGCCAGGGGACGGGGGCCCGGGCCGCCGCGGAGGACGCGGCGCCAGACGACAAGGCGGACGACGGAGCCGCCCGAGGCGAAGAAGCCCGGGAACCAGCGAGGCGGGGAACGCAAGGGCGCCCGAAGCCAGGAGGCCGAGGGCACGGCGGCCGGGGCGGCACGCAGCGCGGCGCCCCCCGCAAGCCGCAAGGCGCAGCGCGGGGCGGAAGCGGGCCGCCCGGGCGCCCCGAGCGCGCGGCGGGCCGAAAGGCGAGGCCACGGCGACGGACGGCGCGGCAAGGGGGGGAAACGCAACGCGCGCGGGGGGGCGCGGCGACAGCCCGGCGGGCGGCCGGACGCCCAGACCCGGAGGGCGCCGGCGCGCGCCGACCGCGACCCCAGGGCAGGCGGGAGACCCGCGGAGGGGAAGCAGAGCAAGAAGCGGAGGAAAAGAAACGACAAGGAGGCCCGGAGGAACGGCGAGCGAACCGGGAACAGCCCAGCCGGAGAAGCGGGCGGCGCCGGCGGCCGAAGGGAGGCGGGAGAAGCGGCCGCAGCGGCGGACCGGGCCCAAGGCCCCGGGAAGGGGCGCCAGAGAGGGGGAGAGCCCCGGGGGCCCGGACCCGGGCGCACCACGAGGCGCGGGCGACGAGGCGGGGGGGGGGAAGGCAGCCCAAAGCGGGCGGGGAAGGCCGGCCAAGGCAAAGACGGGCGAGAGACCGAGAGCGAACAAGGACCGCGAGGGAAAGAGAAAAGGACGGGAAAAGAGAGGCAAAGAGGGCGGGAAAGGGGCGGGAGGGAAGCGGAGGGGGCCGGCGAGGCGCCCCGGGCGGAGGGGAACGGGGACGAGCCGGGCCGCCGAGCGACGCGGGGCGGGGACCAGCGGGAGGGGGGGGCGGCCAAAGCCCGGGCGCGCGAGACGCCCGCGGAACGCCGGCGCCGGGAGGGGGGAGGCAGCGCGCGCCGCGGGCGGGCGGCGGCAGCGGCGCGCGCCGGACGCGGGCCGGGGGCGCCCCAGGCGACCCGGCGGGAAACACGGACCAAGGAGGCGGACAGGGGGGCGAGGCAACGGGCGAGGAAACCCGGAAGGCGGAAGGAAGCGGAGGGGGGGAGCCCCCGGAGGGGGCACCGCCGACCGACCGGGAGCGGCGGAGAAGGGGCGAGGGGGAGCAGACCGGGCGGGACCCGAAAGAGGGGGAACGAGGCCGGAGCGGGGCGAAGCCAGAGGAAACGCGGGGGGAGGCCCGCAGCGAGACGGACGGGCAAAGCGGGCGGCGGACGGGGGAGAGGGGCGAAAGACGAAGCGAACCGGCGAGGAGCGGGGCCCGCCGAAGGGCCCGCAGGAGAGCGGGAGCGCGCGGGCGAGGGCGAGCGGGGAAAGCCAAGGAGGAGAGGCCGCGGGGGGCGCAACGCCCGCGACCGAGCGCAAACGGGAAAGAGGGAGGACGGCGCGGCGGCGGGGGAGCCGCGCCACGGAAGCAAGAGCGCCAAGGGGGCCAGGGGGGAAGCAGAACGGGCGAGGCGGGAGGAACCGGAAGCCGGGGGACGGGGCCAAACGGCGCGCGAACCGAGAGCCCACAAAGGGGGGGGCGAGGAAGACAGCAGGACGGGGGCAGGGAAGGCGAAAGCCGCGAAGGAGGGGGGAACAACGCACCGGCCGAAGCAACGAGCCCCGAAAAGGGAGGGCGCGGAAGCGCGCGACCGACACCCGGCCGCGGGGCAAGGGCCAGGCCCCGAGGAGGAGGAGGGCGCGGCGGGCGCGGCAAAACCGGGGCGGGAGCCGGGGCGGAGCGGCCGGCGGGGCAGAGCGGGGGGAGGAGCAAAGAGGCAAAGGAGAACGGGAAGGCCGAAGAGGGGAAAGGGCCAGGGGAACGGCACGGGCACAGGGGGAGGCGAGCCGAAGGGGCGGGGGAACCCCGACAGAGAGCGCGGGGCGCGCGGACGCCGAAAGGGAAGCGGGGGAAAAGGCCGGAACCGGGACGGGGCGGGGGACCGGCAACGGGAGGAAGGCCGGAGACGGCGGCGGGAGCCGCGGGAAGAGGGAGCGGGCGGGGAACAGCCGGCCCACCCGGGAAGCGGCGCAGCCGGAGGGAGGGCCAGCGGCGGGAAGAGCACCGCACGGCGCGGGGGGCCGGGGCGCGCCCGGCGGCCCGGGAAAAGCCGGAGGACCGAAGGCCGGCCACGCCCGGGCGGACGCAGAACCGCAGCAGGGCGCCAAGGGGAACAGCCGCGGGGCGAGGGAACAAGGGAGGCAAGGGAAGGCGGCAAAAGGGAGCCGGAACGGCGGGAAAAGGAGGGCGCGGAGGGCGGGGCACGGGGGCCCAGGCCCGAACCCGGCGGCGGGCGGGGACGGCGCGAGCGGCGCCCGCGGCGAGAGCGGGGCGCCGCGGGCCGGCCGGGGACGGACGGGGAACGGGCCGGCGGGGGCCGGCCCCGGGCGGCGAACAGCCAACGCAGAACGGGGACGGACAAGGGGAAGCCGACGGGGAAGGAAAACAAAGCAGGCGAGGGGCCCAACGGAGGGACGCAAGGGAGGCGGCCCAGGGCGCGGAAGGCAAAGGGAAGAAAGCAACCAAGCGCGGGGAAACGGCGGGAGAACGAGGACGCGCGAAGGGAGCCAAAGGCCGCGGCAGCGAAGGAGGACGCGCAGGAAGGGAGGAACGAGAGGCCCACGGCCCGGGCGACAGCCAGCGAAACCACAGCCAAGGGAACGGGCGGGCAGAAGCAGCGGGGAAAGAAGACCCGGGGAGCGGGACGCGAGGCCGACGGGGGAAAGGACGGGAGAGGGGAGAGAAGGGGAGCCGAAAGGCGAAAGGGAAAGACCACGACGGGAACGGAGGGACGAGGCCGGGAAGCGGAAGCGGGGCACGGCCCCGCGGGGGGACCCAAGGCGCGCGGCGCGGGCCGAGCCGGGCGGAAGACAGGGCAGGGGGGGAGGGGGGCGGGGCGGCACAGCGGGGAAAAGAGAACGCAGGGGCCGAAGAGGAGCGCAACGAGAACAGAAAGCGCGGGGGAACAGAAGGGGAAAAGCGCGGGGAGGCGGAGGCCAGGACGAAGACGAACCGGGAAAGCGGGGCCAACGAGCCGGAGACCGGCGGAAGGCGAAGCGAGAGGGGGCAGAAAAGGACCACAGGGAGAACGGGCGGGGGCAGCCAAGCGGGCAGAGCGACGGGCGGGGGAGCCGGCGAGGGCGGCGCGGCCGAGCAGGGGGAAGCAGAAGGCACCAAGGGGGGAGGGGCACCCACCAAGAGGGAACGGGAGCGGGGGGAGACCGGCGGGAGACAGGGGAGGGACCCGACGGAGGACAGGGGCGCAAGAGGAAGGCAACCGAGGACGAGAGGAACCGGGGAGGCACACAAGGGGCAGCGCGCGGGGGGAAAAGCCAGGGGCGCGAAGCGACCGGGGGCGGGAGGAGGACGGAACGCCGCGAAGGCAGAAGCCGGGCGAGAAGCGACGCAGGCGCCCGCCGGCCGCGGGCCGACCCGCAGGAGGGGCCGGGGCCCCCAAGGGCACGGGGCGGGGCGAAGGCGCCGCGACGGAAGCGGCGCGGGACCGCCGGGAAGGACAAGGCCAGCGAGCGGCGGGGAGAAGCCGGGGCAGACGACGGAAAGACGCGACGGGGGAGGGGAAGGGGCAGAGGGGCCGGGCGGCCACGAGCCACGGAGAGGCAGCCCGGGGGCGCGCCGAGGCGGCCCCCCCACGGCCCCCGCCCCCAACCGCAAAGCCAAGCAGGCGAACGGCCAAAAGGGAGGGGAGGAGGGCGGGCAGCCGGGGAAGGAAAAAAGGCACCAAGGGGGGAAAAAGAAGGGCCGAGAAGAACAGGGGCGGGAAAGGACGAGGGGGCCGCCAAGGGGGAACGAGAGGGGAACGAGAGGGGCGAGGAGGAGCAAAAAGGGGGCAAGAACGAGGCGCCAGGGGAGGGGGCGGGACGGCGAGGGCAGGGCGCAGGCCGAAGGAGACGGGAAGGGCACAAGAACGAGGGCGCGAGAAGAGGGGGGGGGAGGGCGGGGGCGAGGCGAAAGCCAAGGAAGAGGCCAAGGGGCAGGGGGGCGAGGGAGGCAGCAGGGGCGGGCCACGGCCGGGGCCAGGCAGCAGCAGCCAAGGCCGGCGCGCAGCGGACGGGGGAGGGGGCAGCGGGCAAGCGACGGCGGCCAACGGCAGGCGGCAGCAGCCAAGGCCGGCACGCAGCGGACGGGGCACGGGCGCAGCGGGCAAGCGGCGGCGGCCAACGACGGGCAACAGCAGCCAAGGGGGGCACGCAGCAAACGGGGCCGGGGCACAAGGCGCAGCCGACGGCGGGCGGGGCGGGCCCGCAGGCCCGGGGCGGGCACACAACGGGCAGCCGACGGCGGACGGGGCAGGCCCGCAGCGGGCGGGCCGGCCCGCAGCGCCCGGGGCGGGCACACAACGAGCAGCCGACGGCGGGCGGGGCCGGGCCGCAGGGCCCGGGGCGGGCACACAACGGGCAGCCGACGGCGGACGGGGCAGGCGCGCAGCGGGCGGGGCCGGACCGCAGCGCCCGGGGCGGCACACAGCGCGCAGGCGACGGCAAGCGGGGGCGGCCCACAGCGCCCGGGCGGCACACAGCGCGCAGCCGACGGCGGCCGGGGCCGGCCCACAGCGCCCGGGGCGGCACACAGCGCGCAGGCGACGGCGGCCGGGGCCGGCCCACAGCGCCCGGGGCGGGCACACAGCGCGCAGCCAAGGGCGGCCGGGGCCGGCCCACAGCGCGCAGGCGACGGCGGGCGGGGCCGGCCCACAGCGCGCAGGCGACGGCGGCCGGGGCCGGGCCGCACCGCCCGGGGACGGCACACAACGGGCAGCCAACGGCGGGCGGGGACGGCCCGCAGCGCCCGGGGACGGCACACAACGGGCAGCCAACGGCGGCCGGGGACGGGCCGCAGCGCCCGGGGACGGCACACAACGGCAGCCGACGGCGGCCGGGGCCGGGCCGCAGCGCCCGGGGACGGCACACAACGGGCAGCCGACGGCGGCCGGGGCCGGGCCGCAGCGCCCGGGACGGCACACAACGGGCAGCCGACGGCGGCCGGGGACGGCCCGCAGCGCCCGGGGACGGCACACAACGGGCAGCCGACGGCGGCCGGGGACGGCCCGCAGCGGCCGGGCGGGCGCAACAGGGGCGACAACGGGCGGAGGGCCAGGCAGGCCCAAAAGCAAAAGAGCGGGAAACACCCGGCAGGCAGAACAAGAGAGGCAGCGAGGGCCAGCAGCGAGGCGCAACGGGCCGCCGCACGCGGGCGGGCGGACCAAACGGCAGGAGGGGACGGGGAGAGGGGACGGAACAGGGAAAAAGGAAAAGGGACGAAAGGGGAGAGCGAAGGGACGAGAGGAGGGGGAAGGGGGGGGAAGGGAGAGGGGGAGAGGGCCGAGGAGGAGAAGGAGGACGAAGAGGGCGGAAAGGGCCGAAAAAAAAGAAAAAGGAAAAAAAAGGGGGGAAAACGAGGGGGAGAGAGAGAAAAGGCAGGGGGGAAGCGAAGGGGGGGGGACCGGAGAACGGGCAGAGGGGGGGGACAGGGCAGGAGGAGGCGCGGGAAAAAGCGGGGCGACGCCGGCACAGGGGGGGGGGGGAAGCAGAGAGAAGGGGGAGAGGGGGGGAGGCAGACGGAGGCGACGGCAGGCGGAGGCAGGGGCGGGCGGGGGCGGAGGGGGCGGGGGCGGGGGCGGAGGGGGCGGGGGCGGGGGCGGGGAGGGCAGGCAGGGCGGGCCGGGCGACGGCGGCGGGCGCGGACAAAAACAGGGCGACGACCGCCGACAAAAACAGGCCGACGACCGCGCGGGGGGCGACCAGGGGCCGCCGAGGGCAGGGGCGCGACCGGGCGAGACGCGGGGGGGGGGAACGGCAGGGCGGGGGGCGGGCGAGGGGCAAGGGGAGGGCAGGCGCGGCGCGGCCGGGCGACGGCGGCGGAGGCGCGGCAAGCACGAGGCACGCACGGCCAAGGACGGCGGGACGCGAGAGCGGGACCGGGCGGGGGGGGGCGCGGGCAAGAACGGAGGCGGCCGCCAACACCGGACAGGGAGGAAAGGCGCAACCCCCGGGGCGGCGCGCAACGGCGGGGAGAGCAGGGCCGGGCAACGAAGGCAGCGGCGGCGGCGCACGACAGCGCAGGGCGGGCGGCGGGGGGGGGGGCGGGCAGCGACGAAGCGAGCACGGACGGCGCAGGAGGGGAAGCGGCGGGGGGGGAGGGGGAGCCCGGCGGCGAGCAGCGACGGCCGAACCCGCAGGCCAGGGCGGGCGCGGAGCAAGCGCAAGCGAGGCGGGCGGACGGGGGAGCCGGGGCGGCAGACCGAAGGCCGAGGCAGGACGCACGGGCAAGCGGGCGCCGGGCGCCCCGCGCAGCCAGGGCGGGGGAACCCAAAAGCCGCGCGGCGGCCCACGCCGGCCGCGCGGCGGCGGGCGAGGGCGGGGGCCGCGAGCGGCGGCGGGAAGGCGCGGAGGCGGGAGACGCAGGGGGCAGGGGCCGCACCGGCGCCGAGCGGCCCAAAACGAAGGCGCCGGGCGAAGGACGGCCGCGCACGCCGGGAACCCGCCGGGCCCGGACGGGCGCGGCGGGCGCAGGCGGCGCGCGGCGGCGGGGAGGAAGGCGACCGGGGGAGCCGGCCAGGAGGCAGAGGCGGGCGCAAAGAGGAAGCCAGGCAGGGGAAGGAGGAACAAAGGCAGACGGGGAAACGGCGAAGGGCGCAGAAAGCAGGAGAGGGGGGGAGGGGAGCGACGACGCGGAGAACCGGAGGAAGGCGAGAGCGAAGACGGGCAACAAACCCCGACGGCGGGAAGGGAGGCAGGAGGAGAGAAAAGGGCGACGCGGGCGCGGCCCGGGGCGGCGAGGAGGCAGGAGAACGCGACGGAGCGCACGGCCAGCGGGCCGGCGACGCAGCAGGCAAAGGCGGCCCGAGCAACGGCGAGGGAGGAGAGGGGCCGACCAGGGGGGGACGGGGACGGAGAAGGAGGGGCGAGGCCGGAGAGGGAGCCGGAGAAACGGCGACCACAGCCAAGGAAGGCAGCAGGCGCGCAAAGACCCAAGCCGGACACGGGGAGGGAGGGACAAGAAAGAACAAGACCGGGCGCGAGGAGGCGGGAAGGGGAAGGAGGACAAGCGAAAGCCCGAACGAGGAGCCAGGGGAGGGCAAGGCGGGGCCAGCAGCCGCGGGAAGGCCAGCGCCAAGAGCGGAAGGAAGGGGGCAGGGAAAAAGCGCGGAGGGGGACGGGGGAGGGGCCGGCCGGGCCGCCCGAGGGGGCACCGGGCGGCGCGGCCCGGCGGGCGGCGAGGCGCGCCGGGCCGGAAGGGCCGGGGCGGGCCGCCGGCGCGGGACGGGGAAGAAAGGAGAGGCGCAAAGCAAGCCGACGCGCGGGAGACAGAGCAGGGGAGAACAGGAGAGGAGGCGGGCCGAGACGGGGGCCGCGGGAGCGGAGGAAGGAGAACAGGGACAGGCGGGGCAGGCGGAGGCAGAGGCAGAGGGGAAAGGCGGGAGGAGGAAAGACGAACAACGGCGAAAGCAGGGCCAAGGAGGGGCAGAAGCAAGAACGAAAGGGGGGGCGCGAAGACGAGCAGAGACCGGCCGAGGCGCAACCAGAAACGAGGCCGACCAGGGAGCGGCGGAGGGGGCGGGAGGACGCCGCCGGCACCGGAGGAGAAAGCAAAGGGGGGGGCCGGGGGAGGAGGGCGCAAGGCGGAAACGGAAAGGAAGGACGGAAGGGCACCACCAGGAGGGGAGCCGGCGGCGAAGGGACGCAACACGGGGAAACGGACCAGGGCCAGACAGAGGAAGGAGGACAGACGGAGAGCGCGGCGGGAGCGAGGGGGGGGGGGCAGGGCCGGCGAGGGGGGGAGCGAGGGGCGGGGAAGGCCGGGAACGAACGAGACCGCAGCCGGCGAACGAGCGAGGCGGAGGGAGCCCGGCGCGGCCAGCGGCGGAGAGGGACGACGGCCGGGAGGCCGCGGAAGGGGGAGGCAAAACAGGGCGGGAGGCCCGGAGAGGGCGGGGCCGCACGCGCGCGACACGGAGGAGCAACGAGCGGAGAGCCGGGGCCGACAGGCCCGGGGAAGCGGGAAAGGCAGCGGGAGGGGAGAGAGCAGGGCAAGGGGGGCGGCAACGAGGAAGCCGAGGAAGCGCGAGGCAGCAGCGCGCGGGGACGACGGCCCGGCCCGGGACACACCGCCCGGCGCGCCGACCGAGGAAGGAGCCGGGGAAAGGGCGGAGCGCGGCGACGGGGGCGGGCGCGGCCCGCGACGGCGCGAGAAGGCCAGGAACCGGAGCAGGGAGAGGAAGGAGAAGGCGGAACAAGGGGCCGGAGGGGAACCGGCGGAAGGAGCAGGGGCGAAACCGGCAAAGCAGAACGACCCGCGAACACGGGGAAACACGGGGGGCGACGCGCGCGCGGCGGCGCCGCCCGCCCGGCCCCGACCGGCGCGCGGGCGCGCGCGGGGGGGGGCCAACGAACCCCGGCGCGGAAAGCGCCAAGGAAGACGAAAAGCGGCAGCCCGCCCCGCGCGCCCCGGGCGCGGAGCGGGCGGGGGGACGCGCGCGGCGCGGAAACACAAACGACGCGCGGCAACGGAAGCGCGGCGCGCGCAGCGAGGAAGAACGGAGCGAAAGGCGAGACGGGGGGGAAGGGCAGAAGCCCGGGAACCAGCGAGGCGGGGAACGCAAGGGGCGCCCGAAGCCAGGAGGCCGAGGGCACGGCGGCCGGGCGGCACGCAGCGCGGCGCCCCCCGCAAGCCGCAAGGCGCAGCGCGGGCGGAAGCGGGCCGCCCGGGCGCCCCGAGCGCGCGGCGGGCCGAAAGGCGAGGCCACGGCGACGGACGGCGCGGCAAGGGGGGGGAAACGCAACGCGCGCGGGGGCGCGGCGACAGCCCGGCGGGCGGCCGGACGCCCAGACCCGGAGGCGCCGGCGCGCGCCGACCGCGACCCCAGGCAGGCGGAGGACCCGCGGAGGGAAGCAGAGCAAGAAGCGGAGGAAAAGAAACGACAAGGAGGCCCGAGGAACGGCGAGCGAACCGGGAACAGCCCAGCCGGAGAAGCGGGCGGCGCCGGCGGCCGAAGGGAGGCGGGAGAAGCGGCCGCAGCGGCGGACCGGGCCCAAGGCCCCGGGAAGGGGCGCCAGAGAGGGGAGAGCCCCGGGGGCCCGGACCCGGGCGCACCACGAGGCGCGGCGACGAGGCGGGGGGGGGAAGGCAGCCCAAAGCGGGCGGGGAAGGCCGGCCAAGGCGAAAGACGGGCGAGAGACCGAGAGCGAACAAGGACCGCGAGGGAAAGAGGAAAAGGACGGGGAAAAGAGAGGCAAAGAGGGCGGGAAAGGGCGGGAGGAAGCGGAGGGGGCCGGCGAGGCGCCCCGGGCGGAGGGGAACGGGACGAGCCGGGCCGCCGAGCGACGCGGGGCGGGGACCAGCGGGGAGGGGGGGCGGCCAAAGCCCGGGCGCGCGAGACGCCCGCGGAACGCCGGCGCCGGGAGGGGGGAGGCAGCGCGCGCCGCGGGCGGGCGCGGCAGCGGCGCGCGCCGGACGCGGCCGGGGGCGCCCCAGGCGACCCGGCGGGAAACACGGACCAAGGAGGCGGACAGGGGGCGAGGCAACGGGCGAGGAAACCCGGAAGGCGGAAGGAAGCGGAGGGGGGGACCCCCGGAGGGGGCACCGCCGACCGACCGGGAGCGGCGGAGAAGGGGCGAGGGGGAGCAGACCGGGCGGGACCCGAAAGAGGGGAACGAGGCCGGAGCGGGGCGAAGCCAGAGGAAACGCGGGGGGAGGCCCGCAGCGAGACGACGGGCAAAGCGGGCGGCGGACGGGGGAGAGGGGCGAAAGACGAACGAACCGGCGAGGAGCGGGGCCCGCCGAAGGGCCCGCAGGAGAGCGGGAGCGCGCGGGCGAGGCGAGCGGGAAAGCCAAGGAGGAGAGGCCGCGGGGCGCAACGCCCGCGACCGAGGCGCAAACGGAAAGAGGGAGGACGGCGCGGCGGCGGGGGAGCCGCGCCACGGAAGCAAGAGCGCCAAGGGGGCCAGGGGGGGAAGCAGAACGGGCGAGGCGGGAGGAACCGGAAGCCGGGGACGGGGCCAAACGGCGCGCGAACCGAGAGCCCACAAAGGGGGGGGGGCGAGGAAGACAGCAGGACGGGGGGCAGGGAAGGCGAAAGCCGCGAAGGAGGGGGAACAACGCACCGGCCGAAGCAACGAGCCCCGAAAAGGGAGGGCGCGGAAGCGCGCGACCGACACCCGGCCGGCGGGGCAAGGGCCAGGCCCCGAGGAGGAGGAGGGCGCGGCGGGCGCGGCAAAACCUGGGGCGGGGAGCCGGGGCGGAGCGGGACCGGCGGGGCAAGAGGGGGAAGGGGCAGGAGCACCAAGGGGAAGGCAGGGAAGGACGGAAGCAGCGCGCGCGAAGGGCGCGGAGCCGAAACGGGAGGCGACGCGGGCGGGGCAGAGAGCGCGGCGGGGCGCCGCCGCCGGACGGCCGAACGGGGCCGGCAACCGCCACGGCCCGGGGCAGGAAGGGGAACCCGAGGCCCGGGCGGAGGACGCGCGAAACGCGCGAGCGGGCGGGGCCCCCGACCCGGAGGAGCGACGAACCCAGGGGCAAGGGCCGGGCACAGGGAACCGGGCCCCGCGGCGGCCGGCAAAGGGCGCAGGGGAAGAGGGGCGACGACCACCAAGAGCGGCACCGACGGCCGCGCCGCCCAGGCGCACGCCCAAGGGGGCAGCGACCGCCGCGCCCGCCGACGCAGCGGGGCCGGGCACGGGCCCCGACGGCCGGAGGGCGGCGCGCGGAAGCGCCAGCCAGGGCGGGGCGAGGGGAGGCGGCAGGGGAGGGACACACGCCGGAGCGGAGGGCGACGCCAGGACCACCGGCCGGCGGGCGAAGCGACCAACACCCGGGGGGAGCGAGGGGAGCGCGCAGGGGGCACCGGAACCCGGCGGCCGGGGCAGCCCGCAGCGCCAGGCGGCGGACCAAAAAGGGCCCACGGGGAGCGCGGGAGGCCGGGGCGCGGCGCAACAAAGCAGCCGCGCCGGCCGACCGAGGGAAAGGUGGAGAAGAGGGCGAGGGCGGGCGCCCCCGAGGCCCGAAGCAGGGGCGGACCCGAGAGAACGCGCACGCGAGCGCCACUAGCCGGAGGGAAACGGCGGAGGGAACCAGCGACGAGACGGGCGAGGAGGCGGGCGCCCCGAGACCCAAGGCAGACGAACGAGGGGCACGGCAGGAGCGCGGCGGGCCGCACCAGAGGGCCGCGGCGGCGCCCCGCGCAGGCAGAGGCACCAGCGCGGGGCCCGACAGGAGGCGCACACGCGAACCCGGCGCAGAAGAGCAAGGCGGGCGGCGGGCACCCCCAGGGGAGCCCACCAAGCAGCGGCCGGACGCCGACGGGGGACGCGCCCGGGGACGCGCACACAGGGCAGACGCCGGGGGCCGGGGGCAAGACGGGGCGAAGGGGGAGCCCACAGGCCAGCGUCCGGAGCGCGCAGAGGCCGAAGCACGCCAGAGGCGCGCGCGGCCGACCACAAGCAAGGAGACGGCGGGCCGCGGCGGAGCGAGAGCCCGGGCGGGGCCGCCCCCCCAAGCCACGCGGGCCACGCCCCGAGGCGAGCGGCGGACCGGCGCGGCACCGGGCCACAGCCGACCGGGGCGCAGCGCCGGCCCCCCACCGCGCCCGCCCGACAAGGCAAGCACGCGGGACGCGCGGGCAAAGCCGGCACGGCCCGCCGGACGGGGGCGCGAGCGGCCGCGCCCGAGGAGCCGGGACGGAACACCGCCCGAGGGGCGCAGCCCAAACAACCCGACGCGGAGACAGCGCCGCGGGGGCGACAGGGGCCGGGCACAACGGGGCGCGCACCCCGCGGGCGCCCCCGCCAGGGGACGGGGCCCGGGCCGCCGCGGAGGACGCGGCCAGACGACAAGGCGGACGACGGAGCCGCCCGAGCGAAGGCGGGGCGGGGCCCGGGGCGCGCGCCGGACGAAGGGAAGCCGGGGAAGGGGCGGGGCCGCCGCGAGGGAGAGGCGGAAACGCAGCGGGGAAGCCCGCCGGACCGGGGGGCGCGGGCGGAGCGCGCAGGCGCAAGCAGGGGCGGGGGAGGCCGACGCACGACGGGCGGGAGCCGCGACAACAAGAGAGAGGGGAGGGCAACCACCACGGGCCGCGACGGCCGGCGACGGGGACGCGCAGGAGGCCAGCCGCGCGCGCGGGCGCACGGGAGGCCAGCGGCCGCCCCGCGCGGAGCCGGCGCGGGCGGGGGGCGACGCGAGGCGGGACGCCCAGGCAGACGGGCCCGCGGCCGAAGGGCGGCGGGCGCAACGGGCGGGCAAGACGCGAGGGGGCACGGGAGGCGGCAAGGCACACCAAGGAGCGCAGGCGCGACGGGCGGCAGCGAGGCGAGAGCCGAGAAGUCCGGGCCGAGAGGCGGGGGGGGGAAAGAGCAGCGCGCGGCCCCCCGCACGAGCCGCGAACGGGGCGCGAGGGGAGCGGCCGAGGGAGGAGGCCGGGGCGCGGGCCGCGCCGGGGGCGGGGCCCCCAAAACGAGCGCGCAAGCGCGCAGGGCGGGACGGGAGGGAGGCGACGACGAGCGCGCGGCGCCCCCAAGGGGGGAAAACGGGGCGCGGGCGGGCGGCGGGGCAGGGUCGACAAGGAGCCGGCGCAGGUCACCGACGGAAACCGGGGGACGACGGCGCCGCCGCUAAAGAGAAGGGCAAGGACGGCGCGCGACGCGCGGGCAGCGAACCGCCCACGGCGCCCGAGCCGAACAGGCACCGGAGCAGGCAAGCGGGAGGAGCGACGGGCGGGGGACAAAGGGCAGGGACGGAGGCAACGCGAGCGGAGGACUCGCGCGGACGAGGAAGGCCGCGGGGAAGACCAACAAGGGCAAGAGCGAGCCCCAGCACGAGGAAAGGGCAAAGAGGACCCGGGCCGGCGGCCAAGGCCGGAGGCCCGCGAAGAAGCGGGCCGCGAAGGGAGACCGCCGCAGAGCGAGGGAGCAGGGGAGGCGCGGGCGGGAACGGAAGAACCAGACAAAGCGCCCACCAACGAAGAACGGCCAGGCACCACCACCCAGAGAAGCAAGAAAGAGCGCCAGGCGGGCAAGCCGACAGGCGGACCGGGGAAGGCCCCGGGGGGAGGCAAAGGAAGCCGCAGGCGCCAGCCGGGGGGCCCGGCCGGCAAGGCCGGGAAGGGCAGCCGGCGACCAGACGCCCCCGGAACCCAAAAACGGAGUGCGCAGAAGGGGCCGGCGGAGGCCGAAAAGCAACAGCCGCCGAGCCCGGGGCGGCACGGGGAGGGGAGACGAGGACGGGAGCGGAGCGGCGGCGAGCCCCCCAACGCGGGCGGAGGAAGGAAAACCCGGCAAAGGCGGGCGCAGGGGGCGGCGGGCAUAAAGCCAAGAAGGCACCGCGGACGAGGAAAGACGAAGGCCCCCCGACGGUCCCGGGAAGCAGGACGCCGAGCCCGAAGGCCAACGGAAGAGGACCGAAAGCCAGAAGGAGCCCAGGCGAAGGAGACAGAGCGGAGGGCGGCGGGAGCACGCGAAGGGCGGCAAAGAACCAGCGCCGGAGGCACGACCCGGCCAAGGAAGGCCAGGAGCGCAGCGCCGACAGAAGGGACGAGACGACCGGGGCACACCGAGGGCGGACCGGCCGGCCCAGCCCAAAGGCCAACGACGAGCGGGGAACGGCAACAACGGAAAGAGACGCGAGGGGAGCGGGAAGGACCGCGGCGGCGGGCACCAGACGGGCCCGCCAAGGGAGCCGCGGGAAGGGAGGGAGAGGGGACGCAGGCCAAGGACCAGACGCAGAGAGCCCGGAGGGGGAGGGAGGGCACGACCGCCCCGGGGCAGGGGGGAAGGGGCGCGCCGGCGGCCGGCCGGGGAGGGGGAGCCGGGGCGCAGGCGCCCGCGCCGGAAGCGAACCCGAAGGCGCCGGCACCCGGCACCACCAGGGGAGGCCACGAGCCGACCAGCGAAAGGGGAGAGGGCAGAAAGGGAAGGAGGCGGCGCCGGCACGAGGGCCGGGCGAGCCGGCGAGGGAGCAGGAAGCAGCGCAGCAACGGGCAGAGCCCGCGGCGACCGGGAGCGAAGAAAGGCAGCCCGGCCAGAAGGCGGGGGGGGGCACGGAGGAGCGCGAGAAGGACGACGGGAGCCGAGGAGAGAGACCAGCAAACAAACGAGAACGGAGGGAAGGAGCCAGGCGCAGGGGCACAGGCGGAAGGGGGCAGACGGACACAGGCAGGGCGGAAGCGGGGAGACAAGCAGAGGACGACGGGCAGGAGCAACCAGGGAGCAGGCCGCAACGACGCCGCGCGCCGCAGGAGCCCGCCGCGCCCGGACGGGCACGGAGGGGGCAAGGCGGGCGCGGCCGGCAGGCGCAAGGAGCAGGCGGGGGGCAGAGAGGAGCCGGGAAGGCCCCAGGCCCACGGCGGCGACCGAAGCCGAGAAGGCCAGCCGCCGCGCGCGGACCACGCCAGCGCACGACGAAGCGAGGAAGGCGGGGGACGCAAGAGCGGCGGGGGGGCACCCCGCACAGGGAAGGCGAGGGGCGAAAGGCGACCGAGGGCACGGGAGGAAGGCCGAGGCAGGAGGGAGGCAGCACAGGAGACCAACGGCCGACAAGCCGAGAGGGCGCGGGAGCCGCGACCGACAGGGCAGGCGGGGGAGGACGGCGCGGCGCGAAGCAGGGAGCCAACCGAACCACACAAGCCGAGGACCACGCAGGCGCCGGACGGGAAGAGCGGCGGCGAGGCACGCCCAACACCCACCCCGACGCCCGACAGGAGAGGGCGGGCGCCGACGCCGAGGCCGGCGGGCAAGGCCAAGGCGAGCCCCGCCGGGGCGCGCCGCCCAAGGGGGGGAGAAGGGAAGCACGGGAAAGGGGGGGAGGCAGACGAAAGGGCGGGCACGAGCACCCCCCACGCCCGGGCCAGCGAGAGCGGCCAGCCGGACGGGGCCGGGCGGGCCGCGGGCGGGCAGCGCCGCCGACGACGGAGCACGGACGAGCCGCGCAGGCCAGCAAACGGGCCACGCGCCCGAAAACAAGCACGGCCGGGCCACACCAAACGCGGCGAGCCCGGGCGAGAAAAAGGCCCGCGGCGGCACAGGGGCGCCCCACGAGCGGGCGGCGGCAGGGGGAGGCGGGCGGCGACAGGGGGGGGAAGCGCCCGACGACGGAGCACGGACAAGCCAGGCAGGCCAGCAAACGCCCACGCAACACGCCCACGAAGCCCACGCAACACGCCCACGAAGCCCACAGAACGCCCAGGACAGCCGCCGGCCGGCGCCGCAGGCGGCCGCCAACACCGCGACCCCCCGGAGAGAGGCGGAAAAAAAAAAAACCCAGGGGACAGGAGGAGACAAGAGGGGCCAGAGAAGCAGAAGGAAAAGGGACAACCCAAAGAGGCACGGGCGAAGGGACAAACACACAGGAGCGGCCACAAAGGACGGGAGAGAGAGAAAAAAAGAGGGGGCAACAAAGGACGAGACGAAAAAAAAGAAAAAGGAAAAAAAAGGGGAAAACGAGGGGGAGAGAGAGAAAAGGCAGGGGGAAGCGAAGGGGGGGGACCGGAGAACGGGCAGAGGGGGGACAGGGCAGGGAGGCGCGGGAAAAAGGGGCGACGCCGGGCACAGGGGGGGGGGAAGCAGAGAGAAGGGGGGAGAGGGGGAGGCAGACGGAGGCGACGGCAGGCGGAGGGCAGGGCGGCGGGGGCGGAGGGGCGGGGGGGGGGGCGGAGGGGGCGGGGGCGGGGCGGGGAGGGCAGGCAGGGCGGGCCGGGCGACGGCGGCGGGCGCGGACAAAAACAGGGCGACGACCGCCGACAAAAACAGGCCGACGACCGCGCGGGGGCGACCAGGGGCCGCCGAGGGCAGGGCGCGACCGGGCGAGACGCGGGGGGGAACGGCAGGGCGGGCGGGCGAGGGGCAAGGGAGGGCAGGCGCGGCGCGGCCGGGCGACGGCGGCGGAGGCGCGGCAAGCACGAGGCACGCACGGCCAAGGACGGCGGGACGCGAGAGCGGGACCGGGCGGGGGGGCGCGGCAAGAACGGGAGGCGGCCGCCAACACCGGGACAGGGAGGAAAGGCGCAACCCCCGGGGGCGGCGCGCAACGGCGGGGAGAGCAGGGGCCGGGCAACGAAGGCAGCGGCGGCGGCGCACGACAGCGCAGGGCGGGCGGCGGGGGGGCGGGCAGCGACGAAGCGAGGCACGGACGGCGCAGGAGGGGGAAGCGGCGGGGGGGAGGGGAGCCCGGCGGCGAGCAGCGACGGCCGAACCCGCAGGCCAGGGCGGGCGCGGAGCAAGCGCAAGCGAGGCGGGCGGACGGGGGAGCCGGGGCGGCAGACCGAAGGCCGAGGCAGGACGCACGGGCAAUCGGGCGCCGGCGCCCCGCGCAGGCCAGGGGCGGGGGAACCCCAAAAGCCGCGCGGGCGCCCACGCCCCGCCGGCGGCGGGCGAGGGCGGGGCCGCGAGCGGCGGCGGGAAGGCGCGGAGCGGGAACGCAGGGGCAGGGGCCGCACCGCGCCAGCGCCCAAAACGAAUGCGCCGGGCGAAGGACGGCCGCGCACGCCGGGAACCCGCCGGGCCCGGACGGCGCGCGGGCGCAGGCGGCGCGCGGCGGCCGGGGAGGAAGGCGACCGGGGGAGCCGGCCAGAGGCAGAGGCGGGGCGCAAAGAGGAAGCCAGGCAGGGAAGGAGGAACAAAGUCAGACGGGGAAACGGCGAAGGGCGCAGGAAAGCAGGGAAGGGGGGGAGGACGAGACGCGGAGAACCGGAGAAGGCGAGAGCGAAGACGGGCAACAAACCCCGACGGCGGGAAGGGAGGCAGGAGAGAGAAAAGGGCGACGCGGGCGCGGCCCGGGGCGGCGAGGAGGCAGGAAACGCGACGGAGCGCACGGCCAGCGGGCCGGCGACGCAGCAGGCAAAGGCGGCCCGAGCAACGGCGAGGGAGGAGAGGGCCGACCAGGGGGACGGGGACGGAGAGAGGGGGCGAGCCGGAGAGGGAGCCGGAGAAACGGCGACCACAGCCAAGGAAGCAGGCAGGCGCGCAAAGACCCAAGCCGGACACGGGGAGGAGGACAAGAAAGAACAAGACCGGGCGAGGAGGCGGGGAAGGGGAAGGAGACAAGCGAAAGCCCGAACGAGACCAGGGGAGGGCAAGGCGGGGCCAGCAGCCGCCGGGAAGCCAGCCCAAGAGCGGAGAGGAAGGGGGCAGGGAAAAAGCGCGGAGGGACGGGGAGGGGCCGGCCGGCCGCCCGAGGGCACCGGGCGGCGCGGCCCGCGGCGGCCGAGCGCGCCGGCCGAAGGCCGGGGCGGCCGCCGGCGCGGGACGGGAAGAAAGAGAGGGCGCAAAGCAAGCCGACGCGCGGAGACAGAGCAGGGGAAACAUGAGGAUGCGGCCGAGACGGGGCCGCGGGAGCGGAGGAAGAGGAACAGGGACAGGCGGGGCAGGCGAGGCAGAGGCAGAGGGGGAAAGCGGGAGGAGGAAAGACGAACAACGGCGAAAGCAGGGCCAAGGAGGGGGCAGAAGCAAGAACGAAAGGGGGGGCGCGAAGACGAGCAGAGACCGGCCGAGGCGCAACCAGAAACGAGGCCGACCAGGAGCGGCGGAGGGGCUGGAGGACCCGCCGGCACCGGAGGAGAAAGCAAAGGGGGGGGCGGGGGAGAGGGGCGCAAGGCGGAAACGAAAGGAAGGACGGAAGGGCACCACCAGGAGGGGAGCCGGCGCGAAGGGACGCAACACGGGGAAACGUACCAGGGCCAGACAGAGGAAGGAGGACAGACGGAGAGCGCGGCGGAGCGAGGGGGGGGGGCAGGGCCGGGCGGAGGGGGGAGCGAGGGGCGGGGAAGGCCGGAACGAACGAGACCCAGCCGGCAACGAGCGAGCGGAGAGCCCGGCGCGGCCAGCGGAGAGGGACGACGGCCGGGAGGCCGCGAAGGGGAGGCAAGAACAGGGCGGGAGCCCGGAGAGGGCGGGCCGCACGCCGCGACACGGAGGAGCAACGAGCGGAAGCCGGGCCGACAGGCCCGGGGAAGCGGGGAAAGGCAGCGGGAGGGGAGAGAGCAGGGCAAGGGGGGCGGCAACGAGGAAGCCGAGGAAGCGCGAGCAGCAGCGCGCGGGACGACGGCCCGGCCCGGACACACCGCCCGGCGCGCCGACCGAGGAAGGAGCCGGGAAAGGGCGGAGCGCGGCGACGGGGGCGGGGCGCGGCCCGCGACGGCGCGAGAAGGCCAGGAACCGAGCAGGAGAGGAAGGAGAAGGCGGAACAAGGGGCCGAGGGAACCGGCGGAAGGAGCAGGGGCGAAACCGGCCAAAGCAGAACGACCCGCGAACACGGGGAAACACGGGGGGCGACGCGCGCGCGGCGGGCGCCGCCCCCCGCCCCGACCGGCGCGCGGCGCGCGCGGGGGGGGCCAACGAACCCCGGCGCGGAAAGCGCCAAGGAAGACGAAAAGCGGCAGCCGCCCCGCGCGCCCCGGGCGCGAGCGGGCGGGGGACGCGCGCGGCGCGGAAACACAAACGACGCGCGGCAACGGAGAGCCGGCGCGCGCACGAGGAAGAACGAGCGAAAGGCGAACGGGGGGGAAGGGCAGAGCCCGGAACCAGCGAGGCGGGAACGCAAGGGCGCCCGAAGCCAGGAGGCCGAGGGCACGGCGCCGGGGCGGCACGCAGCGCGGCGCCCCCCGCAAGCCGCAAGGCGCAGCGCGGGGCGGAAGCGGCCGCCCGGGCGCCCCGAGCGCGCGGCGGGCCGAAAGGCGAGCCACGGCGACGGACGGCGCGGCAAGGGGGGGGGAAACGCAACGCGCGCGGGGGCCGGCGACAGCCCGGCGGGCGCCGGACGCCCAGACCCGGAGGGCGCCGGCCGCGCCGACCGCGACCCCAGGGCAGGCGGAGACCCGCGGAGGAAGCAAGCAAGAAGCGGAGGAAAAGAAACGACAAGGAGGCCCGGAGAACGCGAGCGAACCGGGAACAGCCCAGCCGGAGAAGCGGGCGGCGCCGGCGGCCGAAGGGAGGCGGGAGAAGCGGCCGCAGCGGCGACCGGCCCAAGCCCCGGGAAGGGCGCCAGAGAGGGGGAGAGCCCCGGGGGCCCGGACCCGGGCGCACCACGAGGCGCGGGCGACGAGGCGGGGGGGGGGAAGGCAGCCCAAAGCGGGCGGGAAGGCCGGCCAAGGCGAAAGACGGCGAGAGACCGAGAGCGAACAAGGACCGCGAGGGAAAGAGGAAAAGGACGGGGAAAAGAGAGGCAAAGAGGCGGGAAAGGGCGGGAGGGAAGCGGAGGGGGCCGGCGAGGCGCCCCGGCGGAGGGGAACGGGGACGAGCCGGCCGCCGAGCGACGCGGGCGGGGACCAGCGGGGAGGGGGGGCGGCCAAAGCCCGGGCGCGCGAGACGCCCGCGGAACGCCGGCGCCGGAGGGGGGAGGCAGCGCGCGCCCGGGGCGGGCGCGCAGCGGCGCGCGCCGGACGCGGGCCGGGGGCGCCCCAGCGACCCGGCGGAAACACGGACCAAGGAGGCGGACAGGGGGCGAGGCAACGGGCGAGGAAACCCGGAAGGCGGAAGGAAGCGGAGGGGGGAGCCCCCGGAGGGGGCACCGCCGACCGACCGGAGCGGCGGAGAAGGGGGCGAGGGGAGCAGACCGGCGGGACCCGAAAGAGGGGAACGAGCCGGAGCGGGGCGAAGCCAGAGGAAACGCGGGGGAGGCCCGCAGCGAGACGGACGGGCAAAGCGGCGGCGGACGGGGGAGAGGGGCGAAAGACGAAGCGAACCGGCGAGGAGCGGGGCCCGCCGAAGGGCCCGCAGGAGAGCGGAGCGCGCGGCGAGGGCGAGCGGGAAAGCCAAGGAGGAGAGGCCGCGGGGGCGCAACGCCCGCGACCGAGGCGCAAACGGAAAGAGGAGGACGGCGCGGCGGCGGGGGAGCCGCGCCACGGAAGCAAGAGCGCCCAAGGGGGCCAGGGGGGGAAGCAGAACGGGCGAGGCGGAGAACCGGAAGCCGGGGACGGGCCAAACGGCGCGCAACCGAGACCCACAAAGGGGGGGGCGAGGAAGACAGCAGGACGGGGGGCAGGGAAGGCGAAACCGCGAAGGAGGGGGAACAACGCACCGGCCGAAGCAACGAGCCCGAAAAGGAGGGCGCGAAGCGCGCGACCGACACCCGGCCGGCGGGGCAAGGGCCAGGCCCCGAGAGGAGGAGGGCGCGGCGGGCGCGGCAAAACCGGGGCGGGAGCCGGGGCGGAGCGGCCGGCGGGGCAAGGGGGGAGGAGCAAAGAGGCAAAGGAGAACGGGAAGGCCGAAGAGGGGAAAGGGGCCAGGGGAACGCACGGCACAGGGGAGUCGAGCCGAAGGGGGGGGAACCCCGACAGAGAGCGCGGGGCGCGCGGACGCCGAAAGGGAAGCGGGGAAAAGCCGGAACCGGGACGGGCGGGACGGCAACGGGAGGAAGUCCGGAGACGGCGGCGGGAGCCCGGGAAGAGGAGCGGGGCGGAACAGCCGCCCACCCGGGAAGCGGCGCAGCCGGAGGAGGCCAGCGGCGGGAAGAGCACCGCACGGCGCGGGGGGCCGGGCGCGCCCGGCGGCCCGGGAAAAGCCGGAGACCGAAGGCCGGCCACGCCCGGGGCGACGCAAACCGCAGCAGGCGCCAAGGGGAACAGCCGCGGGGCGAGGAACAAGGAGGCAAGGGAAGCGGCAAAAGGAGCCGGAACGCGGGAAAAGGAGGGCGCGAGGCGGGCACGGGGCCCAGGCCCGAACCCGGCGGCGGGCGGGGACGGCGCGAGCGGCGCCGCGGCGAGAGCGGGGCGCCGCGGGCCGGCCGGGGGACGGACGGGGGAACGGGCCUGCGGGGGCCGGCCCCGGGCGGCGAACAGCCAACGCAGAACGGGGACGGACAAGGGGAAGCCGACUGGUGAAGAAAACAAAGCAGGGCGAGGGGCCCAACGGAGGGACGCAAGGGAGGGCGGCCCAGGCGCGGAAGGCAAAGGGAAGAAAGCAACCAAGCGCGGGGAAACGGCGGAGAACGAGGACGCGCUAAGGUAG